Megalobrama amblycephala (Wuchang bream) is the source of this 884-nucleotide messenger RNA. RefSeq names its product trypsin-like. Gene Ontology annotation, biological process: proteolysis. The transcript has 5 exons. The record is from RefSeq and is a predicted model, not a curated record. Lineage: Eukaryota; Metazoa; Chordata; Actinopteri; Cypriniformes; Xenocyprididae. Bases 57 to 800 code for a protein of 247 amino acids. Gene Ontology annotation, molecular function: serine-type endopeptidase activity.
CCAUUCUUGAACAUUGCUGAAGUUUGCUCUCUAAAGUUGUGAUUUAUUCCUCUGCAAUGAAGUCUAUUGUGUUUGCUUUGCUGGCUGUGGCUGUGGCUUGCAGUGCAGAUGAUAAAAUCAUUGGAGGUUAUGAAUGUUCACCCAACUCCCAGCCUUGGCAAGUCUAUCUUACUUAUGAUAAUGGCGAACGCUGGUGUGGAGCAUCUCUGAUUAAUGAAAGAUGGGUUGUUUCUGCUGCUCAUUGCUACGUUUCACCUUCUCGUCUUACUGUCCACCUGGGAGAGCACAAUGUGUACACUGAAGAAGGCACAGAGCAGAGGAUUGGGGCAGAGAAAGUGAUUCCUCACCCGAAAUACAAUGAUUUUACAUAUAACAACGAUUUCAUGCUGAUCAAGCUGAAGGAGCCUGCCAUCUUUAACCAGUAUGUGCAGCCAAUCUCUCUGGCGACCAGUUGCUCUUCUGCAGGGGAGCAGUGCUUGGUUUCUGGAUGGGGCAAUCAGAUCACCACUGGAGUUGACUAUGCUGCUGUGCUGCAGUGUUUGAAUUUGCCUGUACUGUCAAGGUCACAGUGUGAGGGUGCAUAUGGAUGGCAAAUAACUGAAAACAUGUUCUGUGCUGGAUUCAUGGAGGGAGGCAAAGACUCGUGUCAGGGUGAUUCUGGCGGUCCUGUGGUGUGCAAUGGGGAACUGCGGGGAGUUGUUUCCUGGGGUUAUGGCUGUGCUCAACGUGGCUAUCCUGGGGUUUAUGCUGAGGUUUGCCGCUACAAUGACUGGGUCGAGUCCACCAUAGCUAACAAUUAAUUGUUAGUUUGUUCAGUCAAGUUGGACCUUUGGAUUACAAAUUUGUUUCUCUAAAAUAUCUGAUUAAAUUCAGCUUUGAACAAA